This is a messenger RNA of Ictalurus furcatus (blue catfish), 6138 nucleotides long. It is a transcript of the gene rabgap1l, whose product is annotated as RAB GTPase activating protein 1-like. Lineage: Eukaryota; Metazoa; Chordata; Actinopteri; Siluriformes; Ictaluridae. The transcript is spliced from 21 exons. The coding region runs from base 146 to 2587 and encodes 813 amino acids. The record is from RefSeq and is a predicted model, not a curated record.
GGCGGGGUUUUCUCCAAUACGGGUAGAAAAACAAGGCGUUUUCUGAUGUUGGAUAUAAACCGGAGUGCUGACAGACACUUCAACGCAAAACUCCGAACAAGGCAGUAGCAGAGGCAGGGCCGAGGGAGGAGUGUCCCUAGCUAUCAUGGAUGACCGCUCGUCUCUGCGUAAAGUGAGCGGCUCCACUGAAUCCGUGUCUACAGUCACCAGUGAGGAGUUUGUGCUGGUGCAGAACGGCGCAGAGGGCUCGCCAUCCAGCUCAGAGGGACGUCCCCGACUGAAGAUGUCUUGGAAUGGAAGUGAGCAACUGGAGAGGGCAAUGGAGGAGGUUCUAGAGGAUGAAUUGAGGACACAGGAGAGGAGAACGGAGAAACCAGUGGAGCCUGGAGAGAACACGCAGGACACAGGCAUGUCUACAGAACCUAAUCCACAGAAAAGACCACGUAGCCUGGCUGUCAGUGACACACCUAAUGAAGCUUCUGUAGCUGCAGUGGGUAGUCUGGUGCAGGAGGAGGAAGAGGAGGAGGAGGAGAGUGUGCAGUUCAGUAAGCUCUCUUACCUGGGCUGUACGUGGGUGAAGGCUCCACGCAGUGAGACUGAGGCCCAGAAAGCAAUGUCCACCCUUAGGGCUGAGAGUCCUAGUCCCAUCCCAAUCACCUUGCAUGUACCUAACAAUCCUGAUGGCUGUGUGAGGAUUGUUGACCAGGCCACUGGCACUGAGAUUGCCUCCUUCCCUAUCUAUAAAGUGCUGUUUUGUGCCCGAGGGAAAGAUGGCUCCUUAGAGAGUGACUGCUUCUGCUUCACUGAGAGCUACCGCAGCUCCGAGGACUUUCAGAUUCAUGUCUUCUCCUGCCAUAUCAAAGAAGCUGUGAGCCGGAUUCUCUACAGCUUCUCCACAGCCUUCAAGCGCUCAUCUAGAGCUGGCUCAGAGAUCCGUGAGUCGGCAUUGCCUCAAUCCCCUGACGGUGACGUCUUCACUUUCACCGUGUCCCUGGAGGUGCGAGAGGACGACGGCAAAGGCAACUUCAGUCCUGUUCCUAAAGACAGAGACAAGUACUACUUCAAGCUGCGGCAGGGUGUGCAGAAGAAGGUGGUGGUUACAGUGCAGCAGAUCUCCAACAUAGAACUGGGAAUAGAGCGAUGUUUCGGCAUGUUGCUCAGUCCUGGGCAGAAGGUUCGGAACAACGACAUGCACUUAUUAGACAUGGAGGUGAUGGGGAAGAGUGCAGAUGGAAAGGCUUACGUGAUCACUGGCAUUUGGAACCCUAACCUUGCUGCGUUUCAAGCCCUCAAUGAGGAUACGCCAAAAGAUAAGCAGGUGUAUAUGACAGUGGCUGUGGACCUGGUAGUGACAGAAGUGGUGGAGCCUGUUCGAUUCCUGAUGGAGGCCUUGGCCCGGGUUUAUCCAUCCAAUGAGAGGUUCUGGUACUUCAGCCGAAAAGCUUUCUCUGAGACCUUCUACCUGCAGCUCAAACCGGGCUUGGAGAAUGGUGGUCAAGGAGACGCCAUAUAUGAAGUUGUGAGUCUUCAGAGGGAAUCCGAGCGAGUGGGAGGAUCACGAGUCCGCUUGCAGUCCCCUACUGAUGAAGAGGAGCCAGAGGAAGACAGCGACAGCGAGAUCUCCAGUGGCACUGGUGAUGUAUCUAAAGACUGUCCUGAGAAAAUUCUGGAGUCCUGGGGUGGCAUCCUCAACAGAUGGCAUGGGAACCUGUCUUCUCGUCCUAAAGGGCUGUCUGCGCUGGUGAGACCCGGCAUCCCCGAGGCCCUGCGAGCUGAAGUCUGGCAGCUCCUGUGUGGCUGCCAGGAUGAACAGGCCCUGCUGGAACGCUACCGCAUCCUCAUCACCAAGGACUCACCACAGGAAGGUGUCAUUACCAGAGACAUCCAUCGAACCUUCCCAGCUCAUGACUACUUUAAGGACUCAGACGGUGACGGACAAGAUUCACUCUAUAAGAUCUGCAAGGCUUACUCUGUCUAUGACGAGGAGAUUGGAUAUUGCCAAGGCCAGUCCUUCCUGGCUGCAGUGUUGUUGUUGCAUAUGCCAGAAGAGCAAGCAUUCUGUGUGCUGGUGAAGAUCAUGUAUGACUACAAACUCAGGGAUCUCUACAGGAACAACUUUGAGGAUCUACACUGCAAGUUCUACCAGUUGGAGCGCCUGAUACAGGAGCAGCUCCCAGAUUUGUGGUCUCACUUCCAGGAUCUGAAUCUGGAGGCUCACAUGUAUGCCUCCCAGUGGUUCCUGACCCUCUUUACUGCCAAGUUCCCCCUCUGCAUGGUCUUCCACAUCACCGACCUGCUGCUGUGUGAGGGCCUGAACAUCAUCUUCAAUGUGGCACUGGCUCUGUUGAAGACCUCCAAGGAGGACCUGCUUCAGGCUGACUUUGAGGGCGCUCUUAAAUUUUUCCGGGUUCAGCUCCCCAAACGCUACAGAGCAGCUGAAAAUGCUCGCAGACUCAUGGAGCAAGCCUGCAACAUCAAGGUGCCAACUAAGAAGCUAAAGAAGUUUGAGAAGGAGUACCAAGCUUUCAGAGAGAGCCAACUGCAGCAGGAGGACCCUAUAGACAGAUAUCAGUUCAGGACUGUGUAGAGAUCUGUGGCGAGCAUGGCAUGCUACACAUGGCACAAGGGGAAAAGAGAGACUCUUAUUCAUAGCUGUGAUCUUAUAUUUGGUCAGCUUCUUGUUUUUUUCUUUUGUCUUUCAAGUCUUUUGUUAAACAAAAUAUAGAGAAGGUGACCGUGCUUAUGAGGACUGUUGUUUUCACUUUUUCUCCUUAAGGAACCAUUUUAGUUUUAAGUAGACUGAGAUGUUUUUGUUGUAUAAAUGAACAUUAAUUUUUUUUUUUUUUUUUUUUUUUUACUGAAGCACUGACAUUUUUCAUUUAUAAGCUAAAGGACAGAAAUGUUUCCAAGUGCAGCUAUUAUGAAGAAUUAAGUUUGGAGUUUGUAAUUGUUAUUAUUAUGUUUAACUGUAAACCAGAUGAGCGCAUGAUGCUGUUGUUAAAAUUGUUCAGUUUUCAAUUUGUAGUUCGAUUUGUAGUGUUCUGUGUUGCAAGAUAUUUUUAUUACAGUAUAUUUUAUUAUAUUUUAUUUUAUUACAAUAUUUUAUUAUUUGUGUUCCUUCCUUUUCUCUACCUUUUGUAUUCCAUUGUUUGGCGUGUAUCUCUGUUCAUAGACGUGCAUGUUUUAUUAUUUAUAUCUCUUCUUUAAUAAUGUAAUAAACUUCUUUUUGUAGGAAACGCUUCACUGUGAAUUUGGGGUUUUCUCAUGUUAGACCAUUUUCAAAAGCUUUUUAAGCAAGACUUUUGGAUGCAAGCUGAACUUUCCGUGAUUUCCGUUCCAUGACUUCCUGUUUACUUCCUGCAACACUCACACAUUUAACCAAUGAGCUUUGCUCACUCACCCCAUUUACCAAAUGCUGCGUGAGAGUGGGUGGAGAGGGAGCAGUGCUGUUUUCUGCAGGAGGUCUGCUGUGGUGUGUGUUUUCUAGUGCUAGAUCGUGUAGUGUUGUCACACUGAUAGUCUACAGCGGUCGCAGGUAAGCCCUAAACCCAGCGGUUCUCUCUGGCUAUUAACAAAGCUUGUUUCUCCUGCAUGUCUGCUGUAAUUUCUGUCCUGUUCUGCGCUUUGUGGGCUUACUGUUUAUGUUAGCUGUGAAAAGAGCUUCUGUGUCUCUCCAUGACACUGGGACCUUCAUGGUUUAAUCAAGUAGCAAUGCAGGCAUGUGUGUGUAUGGGAUGAGUGGAAAUGGGAUUCAGAUGACCGGUCUUCUUCUUCCUGAUAAGCAGUAUGUCCGGCAGAGUGUGUAUCAUGUGAGAGCACUUAGAGGGAGUGGACAGUGUCACACAAAGCCUCUUCUUCCGUUGUAGAUAAUGUAGAUGCUGAAACCCAGUUUAAAGGCACAGCUAAAAGCCACUCAGUUCUCACGUACAGAGAGUCUUUAGGUUUCAGUAGUCAGUGCUGGCCUUAUCUUAAAGUGGCUGAGUAAAAAAAUUUAUUUAGAUCAUUUUCCUCUCAAUAUACAGUACUGUACCAAAGUCUUAGGCACCCUAUAUUUUAAUACAAAUUCUGAUAGAUGUUUAUUUUAUGACAUUACUGAGUCAGCACAAAAACUUUAUAUUUCCAAGCAUUAGUUUUUCAACAAAAUUUUUUUUAUGUUAUAUUAAAUAAUACAUAAUGAAUAAAACAUAAUGAAGUGUGUCGAUUUUACCUGCAAAAAUAAGACCUGCAGAUGUGGCAGUCUGAGUCUCCAGAAGAACUGUAGCAGUCUCCAGGAUGCUCAGUAAAACUUACCAGCCAAUUUCCGUAUUAAAACAUUACAAUAUGUUCCUGAGUCUACUGAUCAUUUUUAAAAAGCAAAGCGUUGUCACACCAAAUCUUGACUUUGUUUAGUUUAUUAUUGUUCACUGAUCCGUAAACUGAUGUGUAAUACCAUUAUUUUUGAAGGGAUCUUUGCACGUGCCUUUUGCACCGUACUGUAUGUAUGGUUAGUUAAAUGUAUUAAACAUGUCGUGGAAGUCUGUUUUUUCCAGACUCUUUUCUGUAACGUGUGUUGUGGUUUUUGAAAAUUCAUCAGAUGUUGGUAUGGAUGGAUAGCCAAAAGAAGACUAAAAAUUUAUUUUUUUAAUCAAAGCACAAUUAGACUUUUGUUCAUUAUGAAAUCUUAAACAUAUUUCGCAAUAACAUGGACAUGUUUUUUAUUUACUUUUUACCCUGGCUGUCUUCCUACAAAGAUCAUGUUUUGUAAGGAGCCAGUUUACCAAACAUGGUGGUAAAAACAGUCAGUCUGCCUAAAGAUAUCUAAAAUCUUGUUAGCCCAAGUUUGAUUUAGUCACAGAAUGAACUUUUAUCAAGUUGUUGGAUAGCUACGUGCUGUAUCAAAACGAAUAUAAGGCCCGUCAGUGCUGUUUGUAAUCAGAUACCAGCUCUCAAAGUGUCCAUGAUACUCUUUCGCCAAAGUCAGAAUUAAUUUUUUUAAUACAACUUUUUUACUUUCAGGGGUAACGUUAAAAUGCCUGUAAUUUUCAGAAAUCUGUCGUUUUCAGAACUAUAUGUAGUCAAACAAAAGGGUUUUCCCAGACCUCCAGACACACAAAUAUGUAUAUACAUCUAAAGUACCCCUGAAUUACAUAUGAGCUCUCUUAUUGAUCUCACAAAAUAAGCUCCAGGACUGUGCAUCCAUCACAUCCAAGAUCAGAGGAUAAUGCAGUACUUUUAGCCCCAGAACCUCAAUGCAAGUCCAGAUCAGUGGUUCCAUGUUGAUGAUGAACAGAAUAGCUUUUGUUAAGAUGUAAUUAACAGCAACAAAACUAAAUUACUGAGAAUUUGAGAUAAGAGUUAUACUGAGAUUCUGGAUAAGAGAGAUUUUUACUUGUUUGUUUUUUUUUGUUGUUUUUUUAAAAGAACUUUGGACAUCAAGCAUGUCUUGAGAGAUUGUUUACAUUCUGUGCAUGUGGACAAUUUAAUUAGUUGAACUAAAAAAAAAAAAACUGAUCUUGGUUCAGAGCCUGUGUGUUCAUCCUGCAAUAGUCUCAAGGCCAAAUUCUGAUCCUGGAUCAGUAGUGAACACUGCAUGCUGCUUUCAUGCCUGCUACAGCUCAGUCUGGUCUGUCAUGUGCUACUGCUUAUAUUUAUAAUGCUGUAUCGUAUUGUGCUGCUUGUCUCAUGCUGCUGUACUCAUUUCAUUCUGCCUAUCAGAUUGAAAAAUCUGUUUAAUAUGGCAUCAGGAUGUGAAGUGGGGUAGAAAAGUAACUGUGAAUGACAGCAUGUCAUGCUAAUUAUUUCCUCAGUGUAGUUUGGUUUCUCAGAUUAUUAUUAUUAUUAUUAUUAACUGUGUGUGUGUGACAUCCGUAUGUACACAAGAUAUACUGAGUGGAAUUUGAAACCAGGAGGAAACUACUUUAAGCUGUCUAGUGAUAUUUUUUUGCUAUUUGUUCCUUUUCGGAAUUGCUGACUGUUGGCUUUUGUGCAGUGUCAUGCAUAUGAGUGAAAUGCAUUCAUUUAUCGUGUAAUUAAUGUAUCUAUAUUAUUGAUGUGCUUGUUUAGCUUUAGCAAGUCCAGUUCAGCCAGCUCUGCCUCUCUUUUACCACCCAGUUAUAUCUAGUCUGUGAGCCCUAUCUCAGUGCUGAAGCUGCAGAAAAG